Messenger RNA from Yarrowia lipolytica CLIB122, 1221 nucleotides. RefSeq lists its product as uncharacterized. Gene Ontology annotation, biological process: lipid metabolic process. NCBI's taxonomy places the organism in Eukaryota, Fungi, Ascomycota, Dipodascomycetes, Dipodascales. The record is from RefSeq and is a predicted model, not a curated record.
AUGGCAGGGUUCAACUUCACUUUCGGGCAGGUGAUUUCGUACCUGGCUUCCAUGCUCUAUGGACAGGUGGAUGCCACUUCAUCCUCCACUCGAAUCCAGGCCACCCAGGAUCUGUACGACUUCACAGCCAAGUUUUCGCGACUCUCAAACAUCGCGUACUGCAUCAAUGCCCCCUUCACGCCUCUCAGAACGGACUUCACCUGCGGAGAAAGCUGUCGGUACUUCCCCGACCUCCAGCUGGACUCAGUGUUUGGUGGUAACUUCUCCUCAGCCUCCACUACCGGCUACAUUGCAUACGACCACAAGAAGAAGGAAAAGUACAUUGUGUUUCGAGGAACUUUCAGUAUCCCUGAUAUCAUCACAGACAUUCAAUUUCAGACUGCCCCUUGGUUGACCUCUCUGCCCACGCAUCUGAUCCCUACCAAGGAGGACUUUGAACACAAGCAGGCCAUCCUGAAGCACUACGCUGCCGAAAACAAGGGUCUCAGCAACCUGGAAGAGCGACAGGAUGUUGUGCAUGAAGACCCUAGCCUGGUUCCCAAGAAAAUGGACAAGUGCGAGAACUGCCAGAUCCAUGACGGAUUCGCCAAGGGCUUCAACGAGACUAUCGAGCAUGCCGGACCCCAGAUUGAAAAGUUCCUGGGCAAUAACACCGACUACAAGAUGUUUGUUGUUGGCCACUCUCUAGGAGCUGCUCAGGCCCAGCUGUUUGCUACACAGUUCAAACUGCUGGGAUUUGACCCUUACAUGAUCAACUUUGGACAGCCUCGACUUGGAAACCCUGAGUUCGCCGCCUACAUCAACCAGCUGUGGUUCAACGAUACUGGUCUGGUUGUCAAUGAUGCCCGACGAUUCUACCGAGUGACUCACUGGAACGAUAUCGUCGUGGGAGUGCCCGACUGGCUCAAUUACACCCACUCUAUCGGAGAGGUGUUCAUAGACGAGGAGAGCGUUUACCCCAAGCUGGACAAGGUGGUGGUGUGCGAGGGAGGAGAGAACCCCCUGUGCCACCGAGGAACUUUCAACCUGUGGUCACGAAUCAACUUCCUGCAGAACCAUUUGGCUUAUAUCUUCUACAUUGGUCUGUGUGCUUUCAACAUUGGCCGAAGAGACGUGCUCAACAUGCCACAAUACCAGGGCAACUUCUCGUACCAGCACAACAUCGACCCCAACUACAAUUACGAUACCAAGGUUCCCACCCGGAUCAGUAAAUCAAACUAA